AUGAAGCCCGUUGUCUCCGCCCUGAACGCCUGGUCGUGCGUCGUUAUCUCCCUCUUCGCAAUCGUCAUCCUCUCAGUCCUCGGCUCGCUCUUCGGUAGCAACAACCACUCCUUCACUGGCUCCGACGGCGAACCUGAAGAUGGCCCUGCGGUCGCUGCUUCAAUCUACACCGCUGUGAUCGUUUACAUUGUUCGUCCUUCUCCAUCCCGUGACCUGACAGGGUCAACCUUUGCACCAAUGACGAAAUCGGUUGCUGACAGCUCGUCUUCUUCUCCUACAGGGUUUCUUCUUCUUCUGCGGUUUCCAGGCCUUCCUUCACAUGCGAGACAGCAGGGGAGGCGCUAUAUCCUUGAAUUAAAUGCCAUGAUUUAUUUGCGAUCGUUGUGA
This is a messenger RNA of Penicillium olsonii, 387 nucleotides long. NCBI's taxonomy places the organism in Eukaryota, Fungi, Ascomycota, Eurotiomycetes, Eurotiales, Aspergillaceae. The record is from the annotation of a GenBank genome assembly.